UCGAGCCGAUCGGUCGCUGUUGCUUCGGGCACACACAGUUUAUAUCACAGCGUGCGAGAUAGAGCACCUAUACUGCCUACCUGUUAUACCUUCACAUCCGUUCGGUUAACCGAUCGCCGCUGCGCUUUGUGCGCACCGCUUGUUUGUUUUCAUCCACGACAUAUUACGUACUUCAUUUACACCGCCAGUUAAUCUUGGUUCGUCAACUGCACUGUUUUUGUGAUUGUAUAAUUAUAGUUCUGCGACUUAUAAAAGCAGUUUUGUGAGAUCUUUUCGUAUAUAUCUCUUGCUUGAGAGAUAUCUGCUCGAAUUUUUUUGCUCAGUGUCAGUGCGAAACUUGCAAGUUUUGUUCUCCACGUAUCGAGGAACCACGCGUUACUAGUGACUACAAGAACGAUCUCCGCCAAGAUGAUUUUCAACAACAUUAUCAACGGAGUGCUGCUGCUGGCUAUCGUGGGCGUCGCGUCGAUUCAAGCGAACCGAUUGGUAGCGGUGGAGAUAGUGCCGGACAAGCAGACGGCCGUUAAACAAGGGGAAGAAUUGAAGAUAGUGUGCAAAGUACCGAUGGAGUUGCAGGUCUGCAGAUUCGUCAUACCUCGCGAAGGUGAUUCUGGUCUGAUCCUCAAGCCAGGACCGCAGUCCGAGGAUGGCAUCGAUUACUUCGGUGAAGGCCUGGAGAAGGGUUACUGUGGCAUCAGACUAGCGAAGGUCAGGGAGAACGACGACGGCAACUACACCUGCGCCAUCACGCCCAAAAACGCACGUACCGAGAGCGUCAACAGCGUCCGCGUUAUCGUUGCCAGGGAACCGUCGAUGCCCACCCUCGAGCUCGCGAAGGACAGCUUUCGAGCUGGCGAGAAAAUGGAUAUCGUCUGCCACUCCGACGGAGGAAAACCACCGGCCAAUCUCAGUCUCUUCAUCGAUAAGGAGCAGAUCCAAUACGACGAAAGGCCAUUGGUUUACGGUCGUUACGAUGAGUCUGUUGCCAUGCUCAAAACAUCUCGCGCUGUCUCGAUAGAGGACCACGGAAAAACUCUCACUUGCACUGCAUCCCACAUCGCUCUCUCGACACCCAAAUCCGCCAGUCAACAGAUCAACGUGGAGUUUCCACCCGAAAAGCAGGAAAAGAUCGAGCGUUUUGGAUACACCAUCGGCCAAGCCGGUAAAGUCAAUGUGACCGUCCGUGCUAACCCCAUGCCUGCUUUUACCUGGGUAGUCGGCGAACAGAGAAUCGCAGCCGGUCAGCCUGAUAAUACUCACCGUAUCCAGACGUCCAGCCCCGUCGAUAUGGGUCACGGAUUCUGGGGCGUUGAGUUCCUCAUUGAUAGUGUUCAAAAAUCCGACACAGACAAACCCUAUAUUCUGGAAGCCGUCAACAGAUUAGGAACCGAAAGUUACAGAAUUAUCCUUUCGUCUGCAACUGAACCAGCAGGAGUUGAUAUGGAAGCAGGAUCCAUCAUUGGCAUUGUCAUCGGAGUUUUGAUCUUAAUCUUCGCUGUAUUCUUGGUAGUUUUUGCUCGGGCAACAGGACGUUGGUGCUUUGCAGCGAGGCGCCGUGGCGACGAGGAGGCGGCCGAGGGCGCGGGCGCCGGCAGCGAAGCGCACAUCACGCCUGGCUCCGACGAGGACGACGAGCAGCACGAGCACGAGCAGCACAUCAUAAACGACGAGAAGGUGCCGCCAAUAUCGCACGGCCAGGAGAAUCCCGUUCACGCGAGCACCGAGUACGUCAACGGCCGCAACGACAUCAAUAAUAAGGACGUCAAGACCGACACCCCCGUCUAAGACACUCCGCAAUCCAUACUCCUCUUGCCUAAGAUACAUACCAUCUCUCGAUCAACAACUAUCUUCGCAACAACACCGUCAGUACACGCACGAGCCUCGACCAUUCUUUCAAAAUGACUAUAUACCCAUCAGCUCGGCGCUGAGCUGUCUGUGUACAUGUGUGUGACCACUGUGAAAGCGUGUCGACUCGGGGAUCGACUAGCCAUUUUUUCCUCUUGCGGGCACAUGCGACUUUUCCUCGAGCGAGCGGCGCCGUCCUCUUUAAUUGUAAUGAUGUAACCAGACAUGUCGUUGCCGUCGUCGUCGUCGUCGCCGUCGUCGUCGUCGUCGUCGUCUUCGACAUUGAACUUUUACGCAACGUUAGCGAAUCGCUAAGCGAAGCCUCGUCCUUCACUCUAUAUAUCUUUUUUUCUACCCGAGCAUGUAGUCAGUUAAUCUUUUCUCUAUUUUUCUAUUUUUUCAUAGAUUUUUUCUAUCGAGCUUCUCGGCGAUCCGCCUACGGAUAUGAUUACUGUCAAACGCUUUUUAUAUUUCUUGUAAAAUGAAAUAACGUCAGCAAUAGGUAUAUUUCUUCAACUUAAGUUCUGUUUUGAUGACAGCGAAUCAUCACAGUCGCUUUAUUCAUAUACAAAUUGACUGCAUAUGCCACUCAAUGCACUUAUCUGACGUUAUCUCGUUUUUCCGUACGUGAGUUUGUAAAUAGCUUAAAAGAGAUAAAUAAAAUAGCUUAAUAACUAAAAAAAUAGCUUAAUCCUGCAAUCGAAUCUCUAAUUAGCAGAAAUCAUUCCAAUGCGCAUAUAUACAAAUUUUGCAAUCUUGCAUCAAUCGAUUUGUUAAGCAAAAAUGCAUCUAACAGAAUCUCAUUAGAAUUAAAACAAAUGUUUUUAAGUAUCACAGUUUUGUAAGGGCAUACUUAAGUUUAGCUGAAUAAGACUAUUAAUGAAUGAACAAAUUUAAUGCCAUGGCAAUAUCAUUUGAACAUUCCUCAAUAAAAAUAGUUAGAAACUCGUCGGUAGUUUGUAUGAAAAAACACGGCCGGCAUUCUUUGAAAUGAUCUGGCCUUUAUAAAAACAAAUGGAAGACGUAAUUUCCAUAUAAAAUACAUAUUUUUCUUUGGGAUCAACAAAGUUUAUCUUUUAUUUUCGUGAGUUUUUAUUUGACAUAAUGUAAACAUCACUUCUGCAGCCGUUUGAAGAACAAUUGCAAUUGCUAUAAUUUAAUUAUUAAAUCAAAUAAAAAAUAAUUGUGUUGAUGUAUUAUAACUAUAAAAAAUGCUGUCAUAAGCAUAGUAAAAUACUUUAAUUUUGAAUUUUUCAAAUUUUCAGUGCACGGUUCGAUAAAACGGGUGCAGUUUAAGACAAGUAUUUAAAUUUAAGUUUUAUUUUAUUAUAUCUUGAAAACUAGCACGCAAAACACUGGUUAGAUCACGUGAUUUUUUUGUAAUUCAGCACAGUAGUUAGUAUUUUUCAAACUCACUGAUAUGAAAUUUUCGGUAACUAAAAUAUAAUAUUAUUUAUUGCUCUUUAAUUUUUGUGAAAAUAGACGUACUUUCAUGAUAAUCUCAAUACUUGUGAAUCUAUUAUAGAUUUUGGCUGAAUUUGAAGUUUCUGCCAUUGCUUUUUUCAUAUAUAAAUGACAAAAAUGAGAGCUCUUACAUUCUAAUUUUUUAAUGCUCCCAUGCGCUCCAAUCAACUGUUUUCGAACUACUAUUUCACGUUAUCAUUGACAAUAAAGAUUGUUUAUACUUUUAUAUAGAUAAUUUUUGCUAAGCCUCACCUAGGCGUUAUGAAAAAGUGAUAGGUAACUUUUACCAUUUUGAAACUUAUGGAAGUUCAUUGUCUAAUUUAAUUAAUACAACAUGAUAGAAAACAAAAAAUAACUGCCCUGUAUUGAGAUUACAAAAUUUUAUUUUGUAUUUUUUAUUUCUACUACUAAUUACUGUUUUUGUAAUCAUUUAUUGAACAAAGAAUUUUUAUAAAUAUUUAUCAAAUAAAAAGACUUUAAGUAAAUAAAAACAAAUAUGAAUAUUUGUAAAUCGUAUGCUUAUUUUCAAAAUCCUUUUCAUUUGGGUAUUAUAAUUAUUUCGAAUUUAAUAAAGUAUUAAUUAGCUAUUUAAAUUAUAAUCAAAUCAAAGAAAUCAAGUUAUGUAAUGUAAAUGUUCGAAAGAAAUAUCUCUUGGGCUUUAAAUCAACAAAAAAACUGAAAUUGCGAUUUCUGUUUGUAGAUUAUACUCAAAAAGUUAUAAUAAAGAAUAAUUAAAAAUGCUCGAAUAUGAAAUAAUGAUAUAGAGAAACAUUGAUUCGCAAUAUACAAGAAAAAUUCGUUAGCGGUCAGCCUCGACAAAUUCGUAUGCAGUGUAUAUAUAUGGAAAAUAUAUGAAAGGAAAAUAUACAAAUAUACAUAUUAUAAAUAUUAUUGCGGUGAGAUUGAAUUAUAUAUUCAUGAUAAAUUAUGUUGGAAAAACGUCGAGGCAUUUGGCUUGCAACACAAAAAAUUAUGUAUCUACAUAACUUGCAUCCCAAUUGCCACCGACCUAUAGUUACUCAUUCAUAUUUGUAUUCAUGAAUAACAAGAUGUUACAAAUUGCAGAGUGAUGUGUUACUUGAUAUUAAAAAAUACAAAGUUCUAUCUAAGUAACAUUGGAAAAUUGUUCGACGGAAUUUCUCUGUCCACAGUAUUGAUAGAAGUAUUCAUAAUUCAUGUCUGUGACCUAAUCAAUGAUUAAACUUCGUGACUUGUAAGAGUAUGAAAAUACCUAAGUUUAUUCACGUGAUUAAUGAAUGGAAUUUAUUUUACAUUAUUGAUGGAAUUUGUUUUUUUCAAUGAUUUUAUUAAAUGACAUAAUAGUUCAAAAUGGAAAGUGUAAUAAUAUCAGAAUUCCAAAUGAUAUAGAAAAUAAAUAAUAAAGCUAUAUAAAUAUCAAUGCAUUUGCAAUAAUUGCAGUACCGUUCUCAACUUAAUGUCAUUUCACUUUACAUAAUCAGAUAUGACAAUGUGAAAAAAAGUGUAUGGUAGAUACAGAAAAACAUUUUGAAAAUUAUGUCAGAAGAUACAGACUUUUAAGAGAAAUUUAAGAAAAACCAAUCAGUCCUUUUAGAUAUUUAAUAUCAGUGUUUAUCUGAAAUAUUAAAAGUUCAAUUUUUGAAAGCAUAUCGACAUAAGUACAUGUGCAAUUCUACCACUGCCGUCAAAAACAGUAUAAAAAGUAAUGAACCAAAUAAUAAAAUUGUGACCAAUUACUUUUUCUACAGUAAAUAUUAUUUCAAAUUUCGUUAAAAUCAUUCUAUUUCUAUUAUUACACUAAGUAUUCAUUAGCCACGCCAACCUUUUUCUGACAAAAGUUUACAUAUUUGAAGAAGUAAGUGUAAGCAUGAAUCUACAAAAAUUCGAAAUGUUUCGAUAAUAAAGGAGUAUUCACAAAACAUUUCUGUAAAAUUAUACUUCAAAUUGUCAAUGCUAAAUAUAAUAAAUAUAAGCUCAAGAUUAUCGUUGAACUGACGAUUAUUGAGCAAGGGGAAAAUAACACGAAUUUACGUGAAGAUUUUUAAGCAGCAAACACUCCCUUAGACGCUGUGAGAAAGCUAACUCGUUUUCAUUGUAUAAAUAUACUUUAAAGUACAUUGUUACAUUUGUACGAUGUGCUUGCAUAAUUACUAAUUAUUGAGAAUCGAUUCUAAGUAUUUACAACUAUAUAAAGAGCAUGUUCUCAUUCAAUAAGAUUUAAUGUUUUGUAAACGUCGAUUCUUGUAGCUGUACUUUAAAUUUAGCCUGUAUUUUAUUGUUUAAAUAAUUUGCAAUAAUGAUAUGGAAACGAAGUUGGCAACUCAUUGAAAAAGAUAUAACUAUAUAGUAAUAUAAGCAUGAACGUUGGCCAUACAAUGGAGUAAACAUAUAUAAAUAUAUUUAUGUUAAUGUAAGGUUUAGAUAUUACAACGACAAAUGUGAACAAGUUAUUAUCAUUAUCAAAAGUUGGCGUUCUCUGAAAAAAAAAUGUUUAUACAAGAACGUUUAUAAUCUUUUUUACACAUUUUUAAUAACUAAAAAAUCAAAUCAUUCUUGUGAGUAAAUUAUUUACUAUUCAAUUUAUCUCACUUUUAUACGUAUUCAAUAAACAGACUAUACCAAUGGAAUCAUAUUAAUUUAAAACGCACGAUUCAAUAAAAUUUAAUCUCACCUUGUAUUAUUAGAAAUGUAUCACUUCAGAGACCGCUACUUUGUUUUAAAGAUAACUGCGAAAAUCUAAAUCUAAAUGUUACGAAUCUUCAGUGAGAAAUAAAGUGACUAUGUCGAGCAGAGAGAAAAGAGAAUAGGAAAUAAAAGAUUUUGUAUCUGUACUGUUAGAUACAAUGAUGAUAAAAAAUGAUAUCGGUUACUUAUGAACAGGAUUAAGAAUUAAAAUGAAAUUAAUAUAUAGAGAAAGCUGUAUGUACUUUAAAUAUAAGUUCAUUCAUCGCUAUGAUAUUAUACUUAGGAAUCGUAUGAUUUUUGAAUAAAAUCUUUGUUUUAAUUAUAUGCAUCUCUUCAAUUUCUUAAACAUUCUUUAGUCGUGUAAAAUG
Phymastichus coffea is the source of this 6341-nucleotide messenger RNA. It is a transcript of the gene Fas3, whose product is annotated as fasciclin-3. The coding region runs from base 409 to 1785 and encodes 458 amino acids. NCBI's taxonomy places the organism in Eukaryota, Metazoa, Arthropoda, Insecta, Hymenoptera, Eulophidae. The record is from RefSeq and is a predicted model, not a curated record. The transcript is spliced from 8 exons.